This is a messenger RNA of Paramecium pentaurelia, 171 nucleotides long. NCBI's taxonomy places the organism in Eukaryota, Ciliophora, Oligohymenophorea, Peniculida, Parameciidae. The record is from the annotation of a GenBank genome assembly.
AUGAUGAAAAUUCAAAAAAUAUAUAUUAAAGAAUGUAAAAAUUGGAUAGACUACAAUAUUGAAAAUUCAAAGCAAAUGAUUUAUAAAGGAUGCUUGAUUUUAUCACAUGAAGUGGAAUAUGUAAAUAAAAAAUCAAGAAAGCAUUUCCUAAAUAUUUGUAAAAUACUUUGA